AUGGGCCACAGCCACGGCCGCAGCCACGUGGGCCAGCACCGGAAGCACCCAGGAGGCUGGGAUGAUGCUGGCAGCAUGCAUCACCACCUGAUCAGCCUCAACAAGUAUGACUCAGGUCACUUUGGAAAAGUUAGUGUGAGGCAUUACUCCUUAAAGAGAAACCACAGCCUCUACCCAGCUGUCGACCUUGACAAACUGUGGAUCUUGGUCAGUGAGCCGACACCAGUAAAUGCUGCCAAACACAGGACUGGAGUUGUUCCUAUCACUGAUGUGCUGUGCCCUGCCUACUGCAAAGUUUUGGGGGAAGGGAAAGCUCCCAAAACGGCCUGUCACUGGGCAAAGCUCUUGCGCCUGCCAUUACGUAAACUCACGAAAAAGCCGCAAAUGGCUGUCAUCUUCUUCACGGGUAACAGCAAGUGCUCUCAACAGUCACCAAGGCAGCACACACUACUUAUUCCUCCUGUCAUCCCCUUAAUGCCUGACCUUUCCUGA
Molecule: messenger RNA, 492 nt
Organism: Mustela erminea (ermine)
Lineage: Eukaryota; Metazoa; Chordata; Mammalia; Carnivora; Mustelidae
Product: 60S ribosomal protein L27a-like
Exons: 2
Coding region: 1-492 (163 amino acids)
Cellular component (GO): cytosolic large ribosomal subunit
Molecular function (GO): structural constituent of ribosome
Source: RefSeq, a predicted model, not a curated record